Molecule: messenger RNA, 741 nt
Organism: Closterium sp. Yama58-4
Lineage: Eukaryota; Viridiplantae; Streptophyta; Zygnematophyceae; Desmidiales; Closteriaceae
Source: the annotation of a GenBank genome assembly
AUGGGAUCUGAAGGUGUUUCCAGCAUGCAGCGGUGGGAGGGGCAGUACACAGUGUGGAGCUGGCUGGAUGCACACUCACACCACCCGCCUCCACCCUCAACUCACGCCACCCGCCUCCACCCUCAACUCACGCGGCGCCACCCACCUCCACCCUCGACUCCUUCCUUCCAUGCAUGCAUGCGUGCAGCGCACUCGUCACCUUCAUGGUGCCAUCCACGUCACCUUCAUGGUGCCAUCCACGUCACCUUCAUGGUGCCAUCCAUGGAGCGAGAGACGAGCAGGGAGGCAUCGGAGCAGAAGGAGACGCCCGUGAUGUCGUCGCCCCUCUCAUGUGCAUCGGUGGACGUGAUGCCAUGGCAGGUGGACGUGAUGCCAUGGCAGGUGGACGUGAUGCCAUGGCAGGUGGACGUGAUGCCAUGGCAGGUGGACGUGAUGCCAUGGCAGGUGGACGUGAUGCCAUGGCAGGUGGACGUGAUGCCAUGGCAGGUGGACGUGAUGCCAUGGCAGGUGGACGUGAUGCCAUGGCAGGUGGACGUGAUGCCAUGGCAGGUGGACGUGAUGCCAUGGCAGGUGGACGUGAUGCCAUGGCAGGUGGACGUGAUGCCAUGGCAGGUGGACGUGAUGCCAUGGCAGGUGGACGUGAUGCCAUGGCAGGUGGACGUGAUGCCAUGGCAGGUGGACGUCAUGCCAUGGCAGGUGCAGAGGUAUCUCCACCAUGUUGACGCCAUGUGUUGUCGUUAA